Molecule: messenger RNA, 2130 nt
Organism: Fusarium sp. VM40
Lineage: Eukaryota; Fungi; Ascomycota; Sordariomycetes; Hypocreales; Nectriaceae
Source: the annotation of a GenBank genome assembly
AUGAUCCGUACUCUUGAUACCGGCAGUUAUCUUCCCAGUCCCGACUCUCCUCCAGGAAUGACUACCUCAAAGAGCUCCAAAACCUCCUCCUUCCAAUCUUUCGACAGCGACGAUGGCAGCGUCCUGGCCGAUGUCGGCCAUUUUGAAGAAAUUGGACUCGACGACGAUAACGUUACCCUGAAGAGUCCGUCGCAAGUCAAUGUUCGUCCCAGCCUGAACAAGAAACCUUCAAGCCGAACUCUUGCAGCUGGAAAAACUGCAUCCAAAGCUCGACCGCCAUUCCCUACUCUCGAGACCAACGUUUACACCUCCAACCCUCGAAGCACCAGUUUGAGCGCAUUGACAGAGCCCAUGUCAGCCUCGCGACCAAAGACUCUAACUAGUCCAUCUUCAGCUUCUCUUCAAUUCAAUCGACGAAACCGAAGCCCGAGCCCUGCUUCUUCACUCAACCCGAAAGACCCGAGAGGUCCGAGUUUCCCUCAAAAGCCUCGCCGAGGCAGCUGGCAGUCCGGCCGCGAUCGCAAGUCAUUUACUGACCUCGAACGAGAAUGUGACGAAGACGAUGGUGACGAUAUUCCUGAUGGCAUGUUUCUGGACAAUGUUCCCCUCUCGCCGCGGCCUAUGCAGGAGCGCACACCAAGUCGUCCCUCCUCUGUAUCGCCCUCCCCCAAUCGAUCUAAAGAACGCGUCAGAAGUGUCGGCAAUGGAACCCCUGCAAUCGCACAAGCUCAAGGCUCUCUUCGAUCACCAACCUGGAAGACCGAUGACAACCCUCGUAGCCCCAUGAAGACACGAGCGCACAGCUGGAAUGCUGCGUUGGCUGAACUGAAUCACGAAGCCAAGACUCUGACAGAAAAGCUCGAGGAGCACGCCGAUGAGUUAAUAGAGGAACAAACCAAACGCCCCGCAGGCCAACGUCCCAACACAUGGAAUGCAUCCCGAAGAUCCUUCGAGACGUAUGACAGGAAGCAGCGUGUUAAGUCGACUCCCGAACUCCCGCCUCUUCGCAAAACCAACAUCAUGAUUGAUCCUCUGCCUGUUUCCAAGGAGAAGGAAGCAGUCUUGAGCCGGACUCGCCCCUCAUGGCUACCACCCAAAGAUCCAGCUGAGGAGCGCCGACACCUGAAGGAAUAUCAGAAGAUGAUGGCAGCGAGCGCCAAGGCUGAGGAGCGACGCGAAGCGUCACGCAGGGCUAAGAUCGAAGGACGAGAUAGCACAGCGGAUAACUUGAUGCAAAUCUGGGAGAGGGAUGUAAUUCCACGAUGGAAUGACGCUAUUCGCGAACGCAGGACGAGAGAGCUUUGGUGGAAGGGCAUUGCGCCCCGUAGCCGAGGAGUCAUAUGGGGUCGAGCGAUUGGUAACGAGCUUGGUCUGUCGGAAUCGUCAUUCAGAGCAGCUCUUGCAAGAGCUCAAGAGAUCGAAGCUCGAGUCAAAGACGACAAGGGCGACCCAGAGGAUGUUAGAAGGGCAAAAUGGCUUCGAGAAAUUCGGAAGGACGCUGCACAGAACACCUGGCAGGAUCUCCGUAUUUUUGAGGUCGAAGGACCGCUGCACCAGAGUCUCGUUGACGUGUUGAGUGCGUAUGCCAUGUACAGGAGUGACAUUGGCUAUGUACGGGGUUGCAAUACAAUUGCUGCCUUGCUGCUCCUCAACUUACCCGAUGCUGGGUCCGCAUUCGUCGCACUCGCUAAUGUGCUCAACCGCCCGCUACCUCUAUCCUUCUAUACAGGAGACCCCGGCGCACAAGCUUCCGCAUUCAACCUGGUGAUGCAAACGCUUUCUCUCAAGUCUGCGCCGCUUCACGCGCAUCUUACCAAGAAGAUCCAACCUGCCGAUCUGGAACAGUCCCUAUCAGGAGUCCUGACAGCCAUCUUCACACAACACCUAGCCAUCGAUGAAGCAGCCCGGUUAUGGGACGUGUAUGUCUUCGAAGGAGACGCUCUCCUGAUCCGAGCAGCCGUGGCACUUCUUCUCAGUAGAGAGAUGACAUUGCUCGGCGCCAAGACAGCCGAUGAAGUCAAGGCGAUACUUGGUGAAAGAAACGCCAAGGUCUCUGCAGCACGAGUUGCUGGGGAAGUUGGCGCCGAGGACAAGUUCAUGAUGUCAGUCCGCGAGGCAGGAAAAGCCUAG